Molecule: messenger RNA, 824 nt
Organism: Chironomus riparius
Lineage: Eukaryota; Metazoa; Arthropoda; Insecta; Diptera; Chironomidae
Source: the annotation of a GenBank genome assembly
GUCAGAUUUAUCAUUAUUCAUUCCGAAAUGAGCAAAUUUUUGAUUAUUUUAAUCUUUAUGGUUAUCGCGAUUGCUCAAGGAGCUAAAAAAAGUACACUUAAUAGUUCUUUUCUACACUUUAAAAAAAUCGGUGCACAUCCAGAGAGAUUCGAAAAUUCUGAGCUAGCAGAACACUUGAAAAAUAUUAACUUUCAGUGCUUUAAAGAACAUUUACAAUUGGAUAAAUAUGGUGACAAACUUGUGAAUGGAUUUGAAGAAGAUGUUUUCUAUAAACAUUCAGCUAUUAUGUGCCAUGAAGAUGUCAUCAAUGAAUUUAUGAGCUCUAGAAGCAAUGACGCAGGUGGAAAAUUCAACUUUAAAUCAAAUAAAGAACUAAUCAAAUGCUUCAAGUCAAAACUUUUCGAAAUUGAACCAACAUCCAAAUUGAUUGUUGAUUCUGAUCAUGAAAACAUUAAGAAAUGCAAUACGAGCUUCAUCAACUUAGUUCCAAAUAAAUUAAGGAAUGAAUAUGUUAAUUAUAAUGCAGUUAUAACAGAUUUAACUUGUGGAAAAGUUAGUCAGAAUGAGUUUACAAUCAACUUUAUUAAAGGAUUUCUUGUUGACUUAAUUGAUUUGGAUGAGGAUGUGAAGAAGUCUGAAACAAAGGAAAUAAAGGAAGCGGAGAAUUUGUAUACGAAGUAUGCUUACGAUUGCAUUAUUAAGAGAUUUGAAGAUGAAGAUGGAAGUGAAGUUUAAACAAAUAUUGAGUUCGAUUUAAUUAAGGAACCAAAACUAGAAGCUCAAGAUUACAGAAGUUUAUAAUGUAACAAAUAAGAUCAAUAAAU